Molecule: messenger RNA, 762 nt
Organism: Strongylus vulgaris
Lineage: Eukaryota; Metazoa; Nematoda; Chromadorea; Rhabditida; Strongylidae
Source: the annotation of a GenBank genome assembly
GAACAUCCAGUGGUGGAAUACUACUGGUGGUGUCGAAUCAAUCGAUUUGAUAUCAUCAGCGAUAGAGAAUGGACAGAGAAUGAUGGUCUAUACAUAUAUAAUGCUUAUUUGGACAGAAGAGCAAAUUCGUUAUAUCCAUGGAAUGACGUCAUUCAGAUCCUUACCAUGUCAUUUCGAACGUUACGUCACCAGGUGUACUGUAACAUUUAUGAUGAGAAACAUUAUGGUGUAGUUGAGGGCUAUGCGCGUGAAAUUUGGCAACGCGGAUGGGACCCAAGGGACCAUUUCUACAUUCCAAAUUUGAUUUCGUGUCCUGUGCCGAAGAGAUUCCGCUCCUCAAAGGAACUCUACGUAUCGAUUACUUCCAUACCUUGUAGCGCGCAGCGCGUAGUCGUUCGUGUGCAUGUGGAUCAAUUAGAGCCCAAAAAGAAGGAUGCAGUGGCUGUUUGUGUGAAAGGAAUGGAUUUUCAGACGGAUGUAUCCGUGAGACUUGUAGAAUGGCUAGAAGCGCAAUAUCUUUUUGGUGCAUCAAACGUUACUAUCUACAAAUACACCGUGCCGGAGGAGGUUCAACGAGUUCUCGAUUACUUUCAAAAGCAAGGAAAACUGACACAGAUCCCUUUAACUUUACCUGGUCAUUCGCCUAAUUUACCUUUGGUAAGAAGUGAAUAUAUUGCAAGAAAUCGUCAACAGAAAAGGCGACAUGAGCUGAUACCAUAUAAUGAUUGUCUUUAUAGGUGGGUGUUCAGACAUAUUAAGUAA